This is a messenger RNA of Acyrthosiphon pisum (pea aphid), 2997 nucleotides long. Its product is annotated as Werner syndrome ATP-dependent helicase homolog. Gene Ontology annotation, cellular component: cytoplasm; chromosome; nucleus. NCBI's taxonomy places the organism in Eukaryota, Metazoa, Arthropoda, Insecta, Hemiptera, Aphididae. Gene Ontology annotation, biological process: double-strand break repair via homologous recombination; DNA replication. The coding region runs from base 321 to 2678 and encodes 785 amino acids. The transcript has 14 exons. Gene Ontology annotation, molecular function: ATP binding; 3'-5' DNA helicase activity; nucleic acid binding. The record is from RefSeq and is a predicted model, not a curated record.
AAAUUUAAAAAUAUGGUUCCCGGUAAAGUGCAUAUUUUGUUCUUAUGUGACCAGUUUAUUUAGCCAUGGUUUCAACAAUACAACUUUAUCAGUUAUGGUGAUAAGAGGUUUGAAGUGUUUGAAAUUAUUUAAAACAAUGACGAAUGAACUGUUAAACUGUGGAUUAAAUUCAAAUCGAAAACAAAACCAGAUAAAUCACUUUUGACUGGCGUAUUCAAAGAAUACUAUGCUUAGAACAAUUAAUUGUUUCCUGUAAAGCCUUUAAUCAUUAUGCAUUGUGAUUAAUUUAAUAGUUUUAAUUCGCUGUUUCAAAGUUUAAAAUGUCUUCAACUGAACCUAGCCCGCAGCACAUAUCUGCACUUAGGAAAUAUUUUGGACAUUCUACAUUUCGGUCCAUGCAAUGGGAAAUCAUAUAUUCAGUUUUAGAACAAAAAAGAGACGCAUGUGUGGUCAUGUCUACUGGUUAUGGAAAAAGUCUUUGUUAUCAGUAUCCGGCAGUUUAUAGCAAAGGCUUAACCAUAGUUGUUUCUCCGUUAAUAUCGCUAAUGAAGGAUCAAGUACUUUCUCUAGAGAUGGCCAAUAUAAAAGCAUGUUUGCUAGGCUCAGCUCAAACGUCUAAGGCAGACGCUUUAAAUAAUCUUUUUUCGGGAGAAGUUAGAGUGUUAUAUAUAACUCCAGAAUGGAUUGCCACGGAUUCAGCAAAAAAGAUUUUACAAGAUUUACAAACAAAAAUAAAAAUUGUUGUUGUGGCUAUUGAUGAAGCGCAUUGUGUCAGUCAGUGGGGUUUUGAUUUCAGAUCUUCUUAUAGGAAUUUAGGGAAAUUACGCAACAUACUACCCAAUGUCCCAAUCAUGGCAUUAACAGCCACUGCUACACCAAUUGUGCGUAAAGAUAUUUGCAAUUCAUUGAAUCUCAUAAAUCCAAAAUAUGUGUGUACGGGAUUUGACAGGAAAAAUUUAUACUUUGAGGUAUCAAAAAAAACAAGUAUAUUUGUUGACUUGAAUAAAUUUAUGAAAAAAAAUGGGUUAAAAAUGUUUUUUGAAGGUGCCACAAUUAUCUAUUGCCCUACAAAAAAACAGACCGAGGCAGUUGCACAAGAAUUAAAAUCUAACAGAAUAGAAUGUGAAGUUUAUCAUGCUGACAUUCCACUGAAUAAAAGAAAUACUGUUCAUGAAAAUUUUGUAAAAGAUAAAUUGCAAAUUGUUGUAGCUACAGUAGCUUUUGGAAUGGGAAUUGAUAAGCCAGAUGUAAGACGCGUUAUUCAUUAUGGAGCACCUAAAGAUAUUGAGUCAUAUUAUCAAGAAGUUGGUCGAGCAGGACGGGAUGGUUUGCCAGCCAUGUGUCAUAUAUUCUACAAUCAAGCUGACAUUGUGCUCAAUAGACAUAUAAUGCUUUCAAACCUCACAAAUGAUACAUACCGCUCACAUAAAGAAAAGAUGGCUAAGGUCAUCGAACAGUACAUGGAGACUAGAUUGUGUAGACGUCAACUAUUAUUAUCCUAUUUUGAGGAUGUCUCUUCGUCAACUAAAUCUGAUACUUCCAUCAUCAGAACAGACUGCUGUGAUAAUUGUACAAAUAACCAAAAGACUGACAAAUUGCAACCUGAUAAUAAUGUAGAUUUAACUGAAGAUAUACAAUUAGUCUUACAAUGUGCACAAGCACUAGGUGGUUAUUUUGGACUUGUGGCUAUAGUAAAUUUCAUUUGUGGUAAAAAGAAUGAUAAAUUGUCCAAAUAUACGACCCAUAAAUUGUACGGAAAAGGAGACUAUAACACAGAAACUUUUUGGAAAGCACUAGGUAAAUUGUGUUUGAGGGAAAGUUUACUACAACAAAAUCCUUGCCCUACAUUCAAGGAAGGCAACACAUUUUCUUUUCCAAUCAGUACUGUUGCAGUUUCAGACAAGGGAUACGAAUUCAUAAAAUAUGGAAAGAAAUCAGGUAUUCUAAUAGACCCAUCAUUGGAUGUUUUAAAAAUGUUCAAAUCUAAAUCAGCCAUUAAAUUGAAAGAUGUUUAUAAGGGUUGUGGUACCCUAGAUAUAAAAUUGAAGUAUCAUCGUGAAGAAAAAAUAACACAACUUACACCAAGUACACAAAAUAACAGUUCUCAACAACCAACUGAAAACACAGAAUUAGAAAACACAAUUUAUUCGACUUUGGUGAUGUAUAGAACCACAUUGGCUCAACAAUCAGACUGUAUGCCUUAUAUGAUUGCAAGUAAUAAAUUGUUAAUCAAUGUGGCAAAAUUAAAACCUAAAAAUGUAUCUGAAUUAAAAAAUGUUGAAGGGUUUACUGAAGCCAAAAUUGAUCGUUUUGGUCUAGCAAUAGUGGAUAAGGUGAUAGAAGUUUGUAAUAAAUAUCCUGUAGAAUCGAAGACUGAGAGUGUGAACCAAUGCGAAACUAAUAACUCAAAUUCCAGUGUAUGUGAUAACUUUUGGGAUGAAUGUGAUGACUCCAUCUUCAGUCAAAUAUGUGAUACAGAUGAAAUAAAAAAAUGUGGUGUUGAUGGAGAUGUAGAAAUAAAUGAAGUUUAUAGUAGUUCAAUUCCAAAAAACGAUGAUACCCCAACUAAAAGAAAAUAUUGCGAUACUGAAUCAAAUGGGAUGUGUCAAGAAACAAUAACAGAACUUAAUAAAACCAUGAUUAAAAAAUUAAAAAAUAACUCUCUGUUCAAAUUUUAAAAUGCAAUUGCAUAUAAAUCAUUAUUAUAAUAUAUUUUUUCAAAGACUAAUUAUUUUAUUUUCAUACCCAAAUUAUAAAUAAUUGUUUUCUCCGUAAACUGUUUAUCCAAAAGGCAACAUUUAUAAUAUUUGAUCUAAGAUUUAAUAGUUAAUAUAUGAUUUUACUCAAAAAGUGGCAAGUCAUUCAAUGAUAAUUCGGAUUAUGCUCCUAUCUUUAUUUAUUACAUUACUACGGUUUGUUUAAAUUAAAUUAAACCUGAUCAUAUUGUGAAUGUAUUAUAUCGCUAUUAUAGACUAGUAUUAUAGUAUUAUACUGUAA